GGUAGAACAGAUUUCGCGUGAUCCUAUCUCGUCGCUCUCACUCCUCCUGAACGCGUCACCCCAUCCAUCAGCGUUGCCUCAAGAGACGAUUUCCGCUAAAAACGAGGCAGCUAUGAAUGCGACGGAACCCGUCAGGGCUUCCAGAGGCGGCAAGAAACCCACAAGGUCAAAAUCGGGGUGUCGGACCUGCAAGAUUCGACGUAUCAAAUGCGACGAGGGACGCCCUGGUUGUCUACGCUGCUCUAGCACAGGUCGCGUCUGUGACGGAUAUGGCAUUUGGGAUUCGAAACUUCGUCUUCCUUCAACAACUGGUAGCCUCUAUCAGCCCAUUUCCCCUUCAUGUUUAUUCUCCCGGAAUAAAAGUACACUGUCAUCCUUCGCUUGGUUUACAACUCGGGCAAGGAAGAAGAUCCCCGGUAUUUUUGCGUCUGACUUCUGGAAUACGCUCAUUCUUCAAGUCAGCGCCCAGGAGACCGCAGUUCUACACUCUCUGGUGGCACUGGCCUCCGCCCAUAAGCGGGGGAUGCUCUCACCCCACGACGGGCUUUCGGAGUCUGGUGUGCCUGACAACGAGAGCUUUAUGUUGCAGCAUUACAAUGCGGCGAUUAUGCAGCUCCGGCACCACCUGACUGUCGGGGAUAAGAAAUCAGUCCGAGUCGUGGCCAUCUCAUGUUUGAUCUUCAUCUGCCUUGAGUUUCUGCGUGGAAAUAUGAAGACAGGCGCCAACCACCUUCAGAAUGGCCUGAAUUUGCUGCCCCUUCUCAACUCGCAGUCGGACGUCGAGAAAGGUACUCUUGUGCUCAAGGCCCAUAACGAGUCGGUGGAAGAUGCUGUCACAGAAGCAUUCCUCCGCUUGUACGUCUAUUCGGCCAGCUUCCAUCGAUUUCCCCAGAAGCUGUCCAUUCUUGCACAGGAUUCUGCAUUUGACCGUCAAACUCAUGCUUUUGCUACGAUAGGGGUAGCAAGGCAGCACCUCGAUGAACUUGUCAAUAGGGUCUACCGACUUGAAUCGGACGUUCGCCACUUACAGACCAUUCGUCAUCCGAUCACGAAUACAAUGUUGCAAGAGCAGCGACACAUCCAGAAAGACCUAGACUGCUGGCUAAGGCUCUAUAAACACUCCUAUGCCAAGCUUGUAAACGACAGUUCUGCGGAAUCACUACCGCUUACACUUCUCCAUAUCCACCAUACUAUGGCAAACGUAAUGGCUGGGACCUGUCUCACACCGGCCGACGAACUUAGUUACGACCUGUUCAACUCAAGUUUUGCCUCCAUUGUCAUCCUUGCCCAGCAUCUCUUGGGGGCUGCCGCAUCCGUCAUGGCCGCAGAUAUCUCAUCUGGAGCCUGCACUGAGAAAUUUAGCUUCAGUGCGGACAUGGGCAUAAUACUGCCUCUAUAUUACAUAAUCCUGAAAUCUCGAUGUCCAAAGAUUCGACGACGUGCUCUGAAGCUGCUCAUUCCCGUGUCACACCAGGAGGGCAUAUGGAACGGACCCUUGGCUUCAUCAAUUGCUUGCAGAGUGAUUGAGAUUGAGGAGGGGGGUUUCUACAGAUGCUCUCCCUUCGAAGAGUGGCCUCUGAACACUUGCAAGGACGCCCCUAUUCCAACAUUACCGGAGUCACAUAGAAUCAGCGAUGUGUACAUGGAACCAUUUGAUAACUCUACUAAAGACAUUACGUGGGUUUAUAAAAGGAUGCAGGGAAAUGGAGACUGUUUAACAUUCCAGGAAAGUGUUAGAUAUCAUGAUAUAGGCCGUUCCAUGCUAUCCGCAACUGGCUGGUUUUAACAGUUUAUUUAUGAGGAUAUAACUUUAUAACUCUUUAAAGUAGAAUAGGGCUAUUUAAAAAGGAUAAAAGUACUUAAGGAAAUAUAAUAUGCGCAUUAAAGUGUACAUGCUAGUUAGCAGCUCUUAAAAG
Fusarium redolens is the source of this 1916-nucleotide messenger RNA. RefSeq lists its product as uncharacterized. Lineage: Eukaryota; Fungi; Ascomycota; Sordariomycetes; Hypocreales; Nectriaceae. The coding region runs from base 113 to 1786 and encodes 557 amino acids. Gene Ontology annotation, molecular function: zinc ion binding; DNA-binding transcription factor activity, RNA polymerase II-specific. The transcript has 2 exons. The record is from RefSeq and is a predicted model, not a curated record. Gene Ontology annotation, biological process: regulation of DNA-templated transcription.